Messenger RNA from Humulus lupulus (European hop), 1404 nucleotides. Its product is annotated as mediator of RNA polymerase II transcription subunit 15a-like. Gene Ontology annotation, molecular function: transcription coactivator activity; chromatin DNA binding. Bases 559 to 918 code for a protein of 119 amino acids. Lineage: Eukaryota; Viridiplantae; Streptophyta; Magnoliopsida; Rosales; Cannabaceae. Gene Ontology annotation, biological process: regulation of DNA-templated transcription. The transcript has 5 exons. The record is from RefSeq and is a predicted model, not a curated record.
CUACAACAAAAACCCAUUUCCAUAACACAAAAAUUUAACACUUUUAAAAAAGUAUUAUAAUAUAUAUAAGUGUAUAUGUAUAUAGGCGGGACUUUUUGGCACCUAAUUUUCCCCAGCCCCCCAAAAUUUUUCACACAGUCCCAAUUGACCAAAAAAUAAGAAAAAAAACCCAUUUUCACACGGUCCCAGUCGGUCCCCGAUUCCCCUCUCUCUCUCUUGUUUCUCUGUGUUUACCCCCCCUCUCUCUCUCUUCGUUUCUCGACCAAUCUGCCCAGGAGGAGGACGAUUAAGCUUGCCCAGGUACGUUUUCCUCUCUUCGUGUAAAUGUGUAUGAAUACCCAUUUUCAAGUUCAACAUUUUCAGUUCUUCUCUGCGCAGGCUUUGUUUUUCAAGUGGGUUUUUGACAUUGUACUUUAUUUCGAAUCCAGUCCAACAUAAUCUUAACUAAUUCUCCGUGCCAAAAAAACCUCGGCAAGGUCUUCGCUUUGGACAUGAUAACUAAAUUUUGAGGAAGCUUCUACACCAAACUCGAAGAAAUCGUUAGAGAGUAUUUUCAGCAUGGACAACAAUAAUUGGAGAUCUAUUCAAGGUGGUGAACCCAUGAUAGACAAUACUGAUUGGAGAACUCAGCUGCAACACGAUUCGAGACAACGAAUUGUCAACAAGAUAAUGGAUACUUUGAAAAAGCAUCUCCCGUUCUCAGGUCAAGAUGGAUUGCUUGAACUAAAGAAAACUGCUGAAAGGUUUGAGGAAAAGAUUUACAGUGCUGCCACAAGCCAGUAUGAUUAUUUACGGAAAAUUUCACUGAAGAUGCUGUCAAUGGAGAAUAAGUCUCAGAACAAUAAUGUACCCAACCCUUUUCCAUCCAACCCCACUAAUAGCAGAACCACAGAUCCAGGUAUAACAAUGUGUUGUUAAAUGGAAGCCAAAAAAAUGUGUUUCUUAAGGGAUACAAAAUGCAUAUUUCAAUCAAAUUCUAUUUUGUUCCAUCCUCUUCCAAAUUUUAUGCUUUACUUUGGCAUGUGAAGUAGUUAUGUAUGUAGUUAUAUAAUAGCUCUUAGGAGCUUAAUUUGGUAGUUAGAGGAUCAUGACUCAUUCUCGUGGGGUCAGCUAUCAGAAAAAUAUAAUUUUUUUACAUUUGCAUUGGUAGGGAUGUAAUGGGGGAACAUAAAUGCUCAUUAUUUCAAAUUAUCCCUGAUAGAAGUUUUGCUUGGACAAGAUCUGUUGUCAUGCCACCUCAAGUACACAAUCAAGGGAAAUCACUUGUAAUGCCAUUGUCAUCUAAUCAGGGCCAAACUCGACAACAACUACUAUCUCAGAAUGUUUAGAAUUCUGCUGCUGUUCAGAGUUCUUCCAGUGUAUCAUCUACUCUUCUUCCUCCCACAAGCUUAAGUCAAAAUAUGC